Messenger RNA from Chanos chanos (milkfish), 3962 nucleotides. RefSeq names its product acyl-CoA synthetase long chain family member 4a (gene acsl4a). Gene Ontology annotation, molecular function: arachidonate-CoA ligase activity. The record is from RefSeq and is a predicted model, not a curated record. Gene Ontology annotation, biological process: long-chain fatty-acyl-CoA metabolic process; long-chain fatty acid metabolic process; neuron differentiation. Gene Ontology annotation, cellular component: lipid droplet; plasma membrane; endoplasmic reticulum. The coding region runs from base 295 to 2427 and encodes 710 amino acids. The transcript has 15 exons. Lineage: Eukaryota; Metazoa; Chordata; Actinopteri; Gonorynchiformes; Chanidae.
UUGAUAGUGAAUGGCUGGGUUGAUGUGUCAUUGUUCGUAUAUGGUUUGAGAUUAAUUUUUAUAGUUGUGCUUGCCGUUUCAACACGUUUGAACAUCUCGUCUUGACAGUAGAUGUAAAUAAUCUCAGUUACGGGCAGCAAGGUUUAACAUUUUAGGUCUGACUCGAACAUCACCUCAUUCUACAGCUGCUGUGGAAACUGACAGCUGAUCAUAGGACGAAAGCCCAGCCAUCCCACAGGCACCAACCCCCCCCCGGCCUCUCCUCUCGUCCUCUCCCGUCUGCCGCUUCCAGAAAUGAGCGUGAAAAUGGAUCUGAGCUUCUUCCUCCUGCUGCCAGUGCAUAUACUGGUGUGGCUGUACUCUGUCCUGAGUUUUCUGCCCUGGUAUUUCUUGACUGGAGCUCAGGAAAAGAAAGCCCUGGCCAAAAGGAUCAAAGCCAAGUCCACCACGGGCCGCCCGGACGGUCCGUACCGCUCCGUGGACCGCUUUGACUCCCUGGCUCAGGUGGAUUUCCCCGGGAAGGACACGCUGGACAAACUGUUUGAUCACGCUGUGGAGCACUUCAGCCACGCAGACUGUCUGGGCACACGCCAGGUACUGAGCGAGGAGAAUGAGACUCAACCCAAUGGAAAAGUCUUCAAAAAGCUCAUUCUCGGGGAUUACAACUGGAUGUCCUAUCAGGAAAUGGACGUUGUAGUCAGUCAGUUCGGAAGUGGUUUGGCAGCACUGGGCCAACAGCCAAAGAACACCAUCGCUAUCUUCUGUGAGACACGGGCAGAAUGGAUGAUCACGGCCCAGUCCUGCUUCAGGCGUAACUUCCCCUUGGUGACUUUUUAUGCGACUCUCGGGGAAGAGGCAGUGGCAUACGGACUAAACGAGACCAGUGUGACACACCUUGUCACCAGUGUGGAACUGCUGGAAAACAAACUGAAGAGCGUGCUUCCUCAGAUUCCCAACCUGAAACACAUCAUCUACGUGGACCAGAAGGCCGUCAACACCGCCGCUUAUCCCGCCGGGAUACAGAUCCACAGCAUGAGGGCCGUGCAGGAGCUGGGCGCUAAACCCGAAAACAUGUCCCGAGAGAUCGUGCGACCCAGCCCUUCAGACCUGGCUGUCAUUAUGUACACCAGCGGCUCCACGGGUCGACCCAAAGGUGUCAUGAUCAUCCACAGGAACCUCAUCGCCGGCAUGACGGGCCAGUGUGAGAGGAUCCCGGGCCUGGGCCCCAGGGACACGUACAUUGCCUACCUUCCCCUGGCCCACGUGCUGGAGAUGACGGCUGAGAUCUCCUGUGUGACAUAUGGCUGCAGGAUUGGUUACUCCUCUCCACAGACCCUCUCUGAUCAGUCGACUAAGAUCAAGAGAGGCAGUAGGGGAGACUGCUCCAUGCUCAGGCCCACGCUGAUGGCUGCUGUGCCUGAAAUCAUGGACCGCAUUAAUAAGAACGUCAUGAGUAAAGUUCAGGAGAUGAGCUGUGUUCAGAGAGCCCUGUUCAAACUGGCCUACAACUACAAACUGGAACAGAUCAAGAGAGGCUACGACGCCCCUCUGUGUAACGUGGUGUUUAAGAAGGUGCGGGCCCUGCUGGGGGGGAACGUGAGAAUGAUGUUGUCAGGUGGAGCCCCUCUGUCGUCAGCCACUCAGAGAUUCAUGAACAUUUGUUUCUGCUGCCCUGUGGGGCAGGGCUACGGACUUACUGAGACGUGUGGAGCAGGCACCAUCACGGAGGUGGCUGAUUACAGCACAGGCCGUGUGGGAGCUCCUCUAAUCUGCUGCGAGAUCAAACUGAGAGACUGGGCCGAAGGUGGCUACACCAAGCACGACAAGCCUCAUCCACGUGGAGAGGUUCUGAUUGGUGGGCCCAACGUAACCAUGGGUUACUACAGGAGUGAGGGCAGUAACUCUGAGGACUUCUUUGUGGAUGAGAAUGGACAGCGCUGGUUCUGCACUGGAGAUGUGGGGGAGGUCCACUCAGAUGGCUGCCUGCAGAUAGUGGAUCGUAAGAAGGAUCUAGUCAAGCUCCAGGCUGGAGAGUAUGUUUCACUGGGGAAGGUGGAGUCUGUUUUGAAGAACUGCUCCCUGAUUGACAACAUCUGUGCAUAUGCCAACAGUGACCAGAACUACGUCAUCAGCUUUGUGGUGCCCAAUCAGAAAAAGCUGACGGCUCUGGCCAAUCAGAAAGGGAUCAAGGGUACCUGGGAGGAGAUUUGCCAUCACCCUGUCAUGGAAAUGGAAGUCUUACGGGAGAUUAAAGAAGUAGCCACCUCCAUUAAACUCCAGCGCUUCGAGAUCCCGGUCAAAGUCCAUUUGAGUCCAGAACCGUGGACUCCUGAGACAGGCCUUGUCACGGACGCGUUCAAACUGAAGAGGAAGGAGCUGAAGAACCAUUAUCUCAACGACAUCGAGAGAAUGUAUGGCCGCAAGUAGGGACUGCGGCCCGGGCCGGGAAGGGUGUGGGUGUGUCUUCACUGUCAGUCUGGGUGUAAAUAGGACCGGGGCGGGGAGGGCAUGGGCGUGUCUUCACUGUCAGUCUGGAUGUAAAUAGGAGUGUGGGAACCCAUUGGCAUUGCUUAGUGCUGCACACACACCUGGGCGUCUGCAGAGCCGUCUGUGGGGGGGUUAGGUGGGGAUGUUAUGACUGGUCAUUGGUUUAGACGUACGCUGUGGCUUCACACGGGACUGGAUGGGGUGGGGUGGUGUGGGGUGGGGGAAAUACAGCGUAGCUUGAUCAGACCUCAAACAGUUUCACCUGCAAACAAAAGCGUAGCCUCUACACUCAUAAACCAUACAGAGCGAUAAAACUGCCAUCAGAUGAAUCUCUUUGUACAUCUUCUUAUAACCUAUUAUAGCUAUUGUCUUUGUAAGAAAAAAAAAUUGAGACCGAAUUGAACAUGUUUUAAUAGCCUGGUUUGGUUGAAUGUGAAGGAUCAGAGUAAAAGCUGAAUCACUAUGCUGCAGGUGUGACGCUGCCACCCGCUGGCCAAAUAGAGUAUAGUGAUCUUAACAUGCCUUCCAGGAGCUCUUGAUUUUCUGUGUCAGUUUUCUGAUGUGUGUAGUUAGGAGUGUAUGGCCCUAAUAACGGUUGCUAUACACAUUCUUAAAGAAAAUGUCAACAUUUAAAAAGGCUUUGGUAGCCAUGUAACAUCCAUGAUCUUUUUAAGUUAUGAAACAGUUUUGAGUUACAGGUAAUUUAUUCUCGUUGUAGUGUUCAGUUAAAAUAAUGACAUGAAGUUGAAGGUGUGGUUUGUGACUUUCUCAGGAAUUGUGAAAGGAAUGUGAGAUUACAGGCUGUGUUCUGGGCUGAGAGAUGUGUGUGGAAGAACACAGAGGUGGGAAAUGAAGACCUUAUGGAGUAAUUUUUACUUUAAUGAAGGGAACUCGGCUCCAGAACAGGUGGUUUGGCCUGACGUGUGGCCCCAUGGCUGCGGAGUCUUGUUUCGUUUAUUUACGUUUUUGUUUCACGGGUACAAGAAGUAAUCGGAAGUGAUUUUUUUUCACUUUUUAAGGAGUCUUCACUGUUCCUUUUUUUUUGCACUCAUUUCCAAAUGAUUGUUUUUUUUAAUCGGUCACAUGAGACGGUGAUGUGUUUAUUGUGACAAACAUUUCCCGCGUAGCUCGUAAUUUAAUGCAGAUGAUCUCAGAUCAGCUUUAAGAGGUUUGUAGCUGUUGCCAAACAUUUCCUUGGUGAGUAGUGUACCAUGCAGGAGUGUAAGCACUGUUCCAAAGCCACAGUCUUUGUCUCUGCCAGCACUGAGGUCCUUUCAAUAUGUACUGACACACGGUCUGGUUCCCAAACACUGUUAGAAUGAUACGUAUCUCUGUCAGCCAUCCAGCAGUGUACGGUUCACCUCUGUGUGUCAUCAUGCACUGACCCUGCUCACCCAGGAGAGAGCAGGUCAGAAACUGAACUCAGAUCAGCUUGAGACACCUCUGAUUCGAAAGAGUUUGUUUGUUUACAUGUC